AUGCAAUGCUCCUGGGCAUUAGUUUUGGGACUGAGCAUCGGCUUCCACUUGGGAGCGGGUCACUCCGUGGACAGAAGUUGGGAACUGCCAAAAGUUCGGGUUACCGUGGGUGAUAUUAGCCAUAUCUGCGUAGGCAGGCAGGAGGGCGAGCUGGUGUCCCAUCCGUUAGACUGCAAUGGCUACUUUUCGUGCUCGCGUGUACCCACGUUGCUUUAUUGCAACCAGGGACUCCACUUCGAUAGCGAGCGUAGGAUCUGCGAUAUUCCAGAGAAAGCCAAGUGCCGGCCACGCGAUACUAGUAGCAACGAGCUAAACUGGUGGUCGUCUCACAAGCCGCGUCCCGUCUUCGUGGCCGUUGAUGUGGUUAGUGGCCAGCCGGUGAAUCCCAUGGAGAAGUACGAUCCGGAGCAUAUGGAAUGCCGGCACUACGGAGCCUACUUCCUGCCCCAUCCCACAAAUUGCCGGCUGUACUUCAUCUGCGCCUACGGCCACCUGCACCGUCAUCAGUGUGGGCAUGGCACCUGGUGGAACUUUGAGGUGUCCGAGUGUCAAUUGGGCAAUGAGGUCGUGUGCUACGGCGACUCUCGAGUUCCAGAGCUCCUAACGGAUAUACAGACGCCGUUCAUUGAGGGCACCACCACACCCAGCAGCGAUGCUCCUGUGACCGUCUGCUACAUCGUCGGAUCAAGUGGAAUCAGCACCUUGCCGCAAUUCACGGGAAUGGAACCAGAGGUCAGCGAAGUCACUGUAGCCGUAGAAGUGACUCCGGCGACGGCAGCUUCACCGCCGCGUGCCGAGUCCACCACUGCCCUGACCUGUCCAUCUACCAUGCAGAGCUACAUGUCGCAUCCGGAGGACUGCAGCAAAUACUACAUUUGCAUCAGCGGCAUGCCGGUGCUGACCUCCUGUCCCAAGGGCCUCUUCUGGGACCAGAAGUCCGGCUACUGCGACAUGGAGAAGAAAGUCAAGUGCUUCCAGAAGUGA
Drosophila kikkawai is the source of this 984-nucleotide messenger RNA. It is a transcript of the gene obst-F, whose product is annotated as obstructor-F. Gene Ontology annotation, molecular function: chitin binding. Lineage: Eukaryota; Metazoa; Arthropoda; Insecta; Diptera; Drosophilidae. Gene Ontology annotation, cellular component: extracellular region. The record is from RefSeq and is a predicted model, not a curated record.